AUGGCUUCAUGGGUACGACUCGUUCUGCGCAUCUUCAUUCGACGUGAUUAUGCCUUGUCUUCGACACGUGUACAUCCAUUGGAAUACGGCGCACCAUCGUUGGGCACGCUGACACCACGAGACCAUCGCCGGACAGCAAGGCCUGUGCCUAUAAAAGGCGCAUCUGCACGCUCCUACUUCAGUGGACACGGCAGCACUGCCAUGACAAUGUCACCGAACAUACCCUUGCUUGUGCAGAUUGGUAAAAGAAAAUAUGGCUUUCAUAGCGAUUAUCUUUGUUUAAUAGUGCUGCCGUGUCCACGUAGGCGUGUGCAUUGUAUAUAUGACUGUUUUUCGAUGGCAUUCUUGUUACUCAGGCUUUCCGGAGAUAUUGAAUCUAACCCCGGUCCUAUUACUGAAAAAAUGUUCGAAGAAAUGAUUAAUACGCAGAAAGAAAUUCUUGCUAAAAUCUCAGUAAUACAGGGAAACCAGACAUCUUCUGAAGCUCGCAUUGUUGAAAUACAAGCCAGGCUUCUGGCUAUGGAAAAUAAACUACUCAGCGUUGAUGAAAGUCAUAAAAAGCUUACUGACUUGGAGAGCGUUGUUACUGGUCACGAAACAGCCAUGAGCAGCAUUUCCAGGCAGCUUGAUGAUUUUGAAAACCGAUCUCGUCGCAACAAUCUCAUAGUUAGAGGUAUAAAAGAGGAAGUGCGUGAAACACAGGAAACAAUAUUAAAGAAGAUUAAUGACGACAUAUUUGAAAAUAAACUCGGACAGAAACUUAAUUCCAUCGAAAGAAUUCAUAGAUUAGGGAAGAAAACACCGGGCAAGGACCGACCUGUAAUUAUGAAGUUAACUGAUUUUAGAGAUAAGAUGAAAAUUUUGCAGAAUUGUCACAAGCUCAAAAAUACAAAAAUAAGCAUAGCAGAAGAUUAUUCCAAAAGGGUUACUGAGAUCCGCAAAAAGCUUUGGAAAUCAUCAGACGAAGAGAGGCGCAAUGGCAUGAAAGUUAAAUUAAUCUUCGACAAGGUUAAAAUUGGCGAUGUUCUUUGGGAUGAAGUUACCGGCGGAAGAGUAAAGUGUCAUACUCCCACAGAGGCCAGUCAUAUGCGACUCAAAAACUACCCCAAUGUGCCAGAGGUUAGAGAGAUGCCUGAAGGCGGAGAGGUGAUCGGAUCUUGGGAAGGCAGUGCAGCUAUGGAAGCCAAUGGCGAUGUGGCAGCCUCUGAGCCAGCAGAGACUCUUACUGCAAGCAGAGAUGCCAUCCAUGAUGAAGCAUCCUCGGCUCUCUGUAGCAUGGAUGGCCCCAGUAGGGGACUCAAACACUAG
Dermacentor silvarum is the source of this 1308-nucleotide messenger RNA. RefSeq lists its product as uncharacterized. Gene Ontology annotation, cellular component: ribonucleoprotein complex. Gene Ontology annotation, biological process: retrotransposition. The record is from RefSeq and is a predicted model, not a curated record. Lineage: Eukaryota; Metazoa; Arthropoda; Arachnida; Ixodida; Ixodidae. Gene Ontology annotation, molecular function: single-stranded RNA binding.